Olea europaea var. sylvestris is the source of this 655-nucleotide messenger RNA. Its product is annotated as ethylene-responsive transcription factor ERF096-like. The record is from RefSeq and is a predicted model, not a curated record. The coding region runs from base 27 to 416 and encodes 129 amino acids. NCBI's taxonomy places the organism in Eukaryota, Viridiplantae, Streptophyta, Magnoliopsida, Lamiales, Oleaceae. Gene Ontology annotation, molecular function: DNA-binding transcription factor activity; DNA binding. Gene Ontology annotation, biological process: ethylene-activated signaling pathway; regulation of DNA-templated transcription. The transcript has a single exon.
UAGCCAACAUUCUUGAAAAUUUCAAGAUGGACGAGGAGCCUAGUAACAGAGGAAAAAUCACUGAAAAGGAUGCUGGAGAGAUUAAGUACAGAGGUGUUCGGAAGCGGCCAUGGGGAAAAUACGCCGCAGAAAUACGAGAUUCAUCCCGGCCGGGCGCUCGGGUUUGGCUGGGGACGUUUAACACAGUGGAGGAGGCGGCUAGAGCCCACGACAAGGCGGCUUACGCCAUGAGAGGUCAUUUGGCAAUACUUAACUUCCCUGAAGAGUAUAAUUUGCCUAGCAGUUCAUCACAUUUUGCUUCUGCUUCGUCUUCGACUUCAUCUUCAAUGCAGGAAAGACAAGUGAUCGAAUUCGAAUACUUGGACGACAGCUUACUGGAAGAACUUCUUGAUUGUGAUAAAAAAGAGAAGAAGUAAGAUUUAUAUUGAAGUUAAUUUUGUCUUCUACUUCUACUUCUACUUCUACUUCUCUACUUCAUUUUCCUUUUCUAUGUCAUUUUCAUUUUUCAUGACAUGUUUGGUAAGCUGAAAUAGAUAAUAGACAAUAAAUAAGCUUAUCUUGUACGCUUCGCUAGUUGGAUUGCUGCCUUGAUAUAUCAUGAGCUUGUGAAUGCAAUAUUUCUUAGAAAAAAUUAACUGGGCUAAGUCCCUUUUCA